UAAAAUAUUCAGUCUCUCUUUGUUAUGUCCGAAGGUAUUUUCUCACUUUUUUAAUGACACAGAUGAACGAUGGAAUGAUGUAUCCUUCGUUUAUUUAAAGUCUCCCUCUUCCAACAAACAAACUAAAUUCCUCUCUCUCUCUCUCUCUCUCUCUCUCUCUCUCAAUGCACGGUUUGAAGAACAUGAAGCAACACCCAAGUAGUAAUUAUGUGUCAACAGAGUCUAAACGGGGCAUGAACAGAGAUUCACAAGUAAUAUCAAAGGUCAAGCCAAAGCCGCGCAUGCCGCGCAUAACCCACAUAUUUGCACCAGAAGUCAUAAAGACAGAUGAAGCCAGCUUCAGAGAUUUAGUCCAGAAACUCACUGGGAAACCUUCCGGCAGCGAAACCCGCCACGAGAAUACUAAUAGCCCUCCGACUAUUGAACAAAGGAGCAAAUAUAUUCGGACAGAAAACGACGUCCACAUUCGUUAUGGAGAGAGAAUCAAGGAGGAAAGUGAAGAAAUUUUUGGAGGUGAGGAUUCAAAUAGUUUCGUAGACCUGAUUGAACUUCCUUUGCUUCCUCUGAAGUCUUCUCACUUCAGCAGGUAUAAUGGGAUGCCACUUUUCAAGUGAAGACCGCCUCUUCGUCUUUUUUUUCUCUUUGUUUCAUGGACACGAAUUGGAUUUUCUAUGUGGAAUUGGUUUUCAGGAAAUCGGGUCGUAGGCUUCUUCUUUUUCCCUGCUGUUUUUUGUCGUAUAUAUUUGUUUCUCCCAAGCAAAAAGUAAUUGGAGGAAUAUACAGUCAUAUUUUAAGACCUCAAUCGAACAAAACGGACGUCAAUAUUCUUAUUUUAAGGUUUAUGAUGUAAAAUUAGCUUGGUAAUGUAAAGCUCCCGGAUGUUAUGUAC
This is a messenger RNA of Rhododendron vialii, 889 nucleotides long. Its product is annotated as VQ motif-containing protein 17. The transcript has a single exon. Gene Ontology annotation, cellular component: nucleus. The record is from RefSeq and is a predicted model, not a curated record. Bases 165 to 614 code for a protein of 149 amino acids. Lineage: Eukaryota; Viridiplantae; Streptophyta; Magnoliopsida; Ericales; Ericaceae.